UAGACAUGAUCGUGAGGCGCUGAUUGGCCAGUUUUGACAGGAAGGCGUGAGAGCCGGGGACGGAGAUAAGGGCCGGGCGAGAUGAGCCCGGGCAUCUUGCUGAGGCGGACGCUGUUGUGUGGAGUCUGGGCGACGCGAGGGCUGAUCCGCACCAUGUGUGCGCAAGAGACCGACUGGCAGUCGGCGAAAUCCAUCUACGACUUCCACGCUCUGGAUAUCGAUGGCAACGAUGUCUCUCUGGAAAAGUACAGGGGCCACGUCUGCAUCAUCACCAACGUGGCGUCGAAAUGAGGCAAGACCCCCGCAAACUACACUCAGUUUGUCGACAUGUAUAGUCGAUACGCAGAGCGUGGUUUGCGGAUCCUCGCCUUCCCCUGCAACCAGUUUGGCAAACAGGAGCCCGGCACCGAGGCGGACAUCAAGGCCUUUGCGGCGGGCUACGGGGUGAAGUUCGACAUGUUCAGCAAGAUUGAAGUCAACGGGGAGGGUGCCCACCCGCUCUGGAAAUGGAUGAAGAGCCAGCCCAAGGGCAGGGGCACCCUGGGAAACGCAAUAAAGUGGAACUUCAGCAAGUUCCUCAUCAACAAGGAAGGACAAGUGGUCAAGCGGUACAGCCCCAUGGACGACCCCGUUGUGAUCGAGAAGGACCUGCCCGCUUACCUGUAGGCCCGGCUCCCCCGUUGUCGUGUCCCGCAACUUGCCCCUCCGCUUUCCCGGGACGCUCUGCCUCCAUGACGGCCGGCCUUCAAGCCAAAACCAGUUGGUGGGGCCGGCCUGAACAAACUGGCACGGGCUCCCGGGGACGGGAUGGUGGCGGACGUUGUGGCCGGCACGCUCGGCGGCACCGCAGCUCUGUAGCAAUAAACGUCUCGUUGUUUCUCUCA
Molecule: messenger RNA, 884 nt
Organism: Anolis carolinensis (green anole)
Lineage: Eukaryota; Metazoa; Chordata; Lepidosauria; Squamata; Anolidae
Gene: gpx4
Product: glutathione peroxidase 4
Exons: 7
Biological process (GO): response to oxidative stress
Cellular component (GO): mitochondrion; nucleus
Molecular function (GO): phospholipid-hydroperoxide glutathione peroxidase activity; glutathione peroxidase activity
Source: RefSeq, a predicted model, not a curated record